UGUAAGUUUACCCUGAAACCACCCUUCUGCUUGUUCGCAGGUUUAGCCUGCUCUUCCACCUGCGAGCAGUGAGUAGAUUUUUGUUGUCUACUAACCCCCUCUAGCGCCGAAUUGGCGGCACCCGUGCCACAGCUGCUGCCAGAUCGCGGGGCUCCACCGAGCUCAGCAGCGCUCUAGGGCCCUGCCCUCCGUGCACCGGUCUCGGCAGGCAGAUCGGAGACUGCAGGUGGCAACACCUCUUCUCAUCAGCUAGUCCUGUUCUUCGGCCCAGGGUGGGGUCCCACCAAGUAGCCGGUGCACCAGCUUAGAAGCGCCCCGACCUGGGAGGCAGUGGGUGCGGAGAAGGGCCGUCUCUCGAGGAGAGCGCACCAAUCGCCGCGCGCGCGCUGCCUUGGACUUGGCCACGCAGAACUGAGCCCUUGGGCUGCUCUCCGCGCGUAGCCCGCCGCCGCCGAACACCGGGCUGUCGAGGCCCUUCGGAAGCCGGGCACCAAAGCUGCCAUGAUGAUGCUGGUGACCUCCCUGGCGAAGUCACCACCGUAUGCCGACGCGAAGACCUAGGCGAGCCAAGGUGCCAGGCACCAGUCGACUUCCAGCCUGCAGUGGCUCCUCUCUAUCGCUUCUUCCAUCCCUAUGCUUUCCAAGGACUUGGAAGAGGAGAGGUGGCCAGAGAGCUUGCUGGUUCGCUCUGGUGGCCAAGUUUGGAAGGCUGGCACUCAGACACUUCAGAGCUGACCGCCACCAUCACCAAGCUGUGCCCAGGGCGCUGACCUGCAACCCUCACCCCUUGCAUCGGGAGAAAUGUGGCGAAAGGGAAGGUGGUGUCCAGAGGGGACAGUCUAUCACUACAUGGGGGAGGGGGGACGCAAGUGAUUGGGGGACUAAGGUAGCUUCAGUGAUACCCAGUAAGUAAGCCGCUGCCACGGCCUGGGGGAGGCGCAGAUGCCACCUAAUCUGUGGUGCCCAGGAAUCGCCACUUAGACCAGGUCACUCAGUCAAGAGGCUGAGCGCUUGGUCCGCUGCCUCCUGGGACCAUUUGAGACCCCCGCAGAGCCUCAUUCGCCUGGUUCCCCAGACACCAGCCAGGGGAAAGUUCUGGUCGCCCAGGCUAGCCUUGCUGUCUGCUGUACCCCCUCUGCUCUGGGCUCUGCAAGUGCCAACUUGGGUCAAGAGAAACGCUAGGGUCCCCAGAACUGCACCUUCACUACCCAACUGGACAUCCCUACCAACCCCCAGUACCCUCCUUCAGGCACCUUCCCCCCCACCCCCCGCCCCGUCCUCCUUCCCCUCCCCCAAACUACAGCCUGAGCUCGCUCUUGCGCGCGCGCUCUCUGGGGCCCAAGUGAAUAGUCCUCGCUCGAGCGGGACACGGCGGUGGAUGCAAUUCCCCUCGCCUCCAGCCGCCAGGAGCUCCCCGGCGGCGGCGCAGGCAGCAUCCUCCUCCGAAGCAGCUGCUCCUGCACCUGGACAGCCUGGACCCUCGUGCCCUGCUCACGGGGCCUCACGCGGGGGGCGCCCCGGGACUUCCCCUGCGGGCCGGGUGGAGGAGGAAGAGGAGGAGGAAGAAGAAGAGAGCUUGGGCCAGGACCCCCACCCUGCCAGGAACACCUGGCUGCGCGACUGCCACUUCUUUUUAAGGGGGAGAAGAGAGCCAGCGCGAGCCAUGGGGGGCUGCGAAGUCCGGGAAUUUCUUUUGCAAUUUGGUUUCUUCUUGCCCCUGCUGACAGCUUGGACAGGCGACUGCAGUCAUGUCUCCAACCAAGUUGUGUUGCUUGAUACAACCACGGUGAUGGGAGAGCUAGGAUGGAAAACAUAUCCAUUAAACGGGUGGGAUGCCAUUACUGAAAUGGAUGAGCACAACAGGCCCAUACAUACCUACCAGGUAUGUAACGUCAUGGAACCAAAUCAGAACAACUGGCUUCGGACUAAUUGGAUCUCUCGUGAUGCUGCACAGAAAAUUUAUGUGGAAAUGAAGUUCACAUUGAGGGAUUGUAACAGCAUCCCGUGGGUCUUGGGAACUUGUAAAGAAACAUUUAAUCUAUAUUAUAUAGAAUCGGAUGAAUCCCAUGGGACAAAAUUCAAGCCAAGCCAAUAUGUAAAGAUCGACACAAUUGCUGCUGAUGAGAGUUUUACUCAGAUGGAUUUGGGUGAUCGAAUCCUUAAACUCAACACUGAAAUUCGUGAGGUGGGACCUAUAGAAAGGAAAGGAUUUUAUUUGGCUUUUCAAGACAUUGGAGCAUGCAUAGCCCUGGUCUCAGUCCGUGUUUUCUACAAAAAAUGCCCCUUCACUGUGCGGAACUUGGCUAUAUUUCCUGAUACCAUCCCUAGGGUUGAUUCUUCCUCUUUGGUUGAAGUGCGGGGUUCAUGUGUGAAGAGUGCUGAAGAGCGGGAUACUCCUAAACUCUACUGUGGAGCUGAUGGAGAUUGGCUUGUUCCUCUUGGAAGGUGUAUCUGCAGUACAGGAUAUGAAGAAAUUGAGGGUUCUUGCCACGCUUGCAGACCAGGAUUCUAUAAAGCCUUUGCUGGGAACACAAAAUGUUCCAAAUGCCCUCCACACAGUUCAACCUACGUGGAAGCAACUUCUAUCUGUCAGUGUGAAAAGGGUUACUUCAGGGCAGAAAAAGACCCACCUUCUAUGGCAUGUACCAGGCCACCUUCAGCUCCUAGAAAUGUGGCUUUUAACAUCAAUGAAACCGCCCUUAUUCUGGAAUGGAGCCCACCUAGUGACACAGGAGGGAGGAAGGACCUCACAUACAGUGUAGUCUGUAAGAGAUGUGGCUUAGACACCAGCCAAUGUGAGGACUGUGGUGGAGGACUCCGCUUCAUCCCAAGACAUACUGGACUGAUCAACAAUUCUGUGAUCGUACUUGACUUCGUGUCUCAUGUCAAUUACACCUUUGAAAUAGAAGCUAUGAAUGGAGUCUCUGAGCUGAGCAUUUCUCCCAAGCCAUUCACAGCUAUUACAGUGACCACAGAUCAAGAUGCACCUUCUCUGAUAGGUAUGGUGAGAAAGGACUGGGCAUCCCAAAACAGCCUGGCCCUAUCGUGGCAAGCACCUGCUAUUUCCAAUGGAGCUGUCCUGGACUAUGAGAUCAAGUACUAUGAAAAAGAGCAUGAGCAGCUCACCUAUUCUUCCACGAGGUCCAAGGCCCCCAGUGUCAUCAUCACAGGUCUCAAGCCAUCCACCAAGUACAUAUUUCAUAUCCGAGUGAGGACUGCGACAGGAUACAGUGGCUACAGUCAGAAGUUUGAAUUUGAAACAGGAGAUGAAACUUCUGAUAUGGCAGCAGAACAAGGCCAGAUCCUGGUAAUAGCCACAGCAGCCGUCGGGGGAUUCACGCUCCUGGUCAUCCUCACUCUGUUCUUCCUCAUCACUGGGAGGUGUCAAUGGUACAUAAAGGCCAAAAUGAAAUCAGAGGAGAAGAGAAGGACACACUUACAGAAUGGCCACCUGCGCUUCCCAGGAAUUAAAACAUACAUCGAUCCAGACACCUAUGAAGACCCAUCCUUAGCAGUCCAUGAAUUUGCAAAAGAGAUUGAUCCUUCAAGAAUUCGCAUUGAGAGAGUUAUCGGAGCAGGUGAAUUUGGGGAAGUCUGCAGUGGGCGUUUGAAGACACCAGGGAAAAGGGAGAUCCCAGUGGCCAUUAAAACACUGAAGGGUGGUCACGUGGAUCGACAAAGAAGAGAUUUUCUGAGAGAAGCUAGCAUCAUGGGUCAGUUUGACCACCCAAACAUCAUUCGCCUAGAAGGUGUUGUCACCAAAAGAUCCUUCCCAGCGAUUGGAGUGGAAGCCUUCUGCCCCAGCUUCCUGAGGGCUGGGUUUUUAAACAGCAUCCAGGCCCCACAUCCAGUGACAGCAGGAGGAUCUCUGCCCCCCAGGAUUCCUGCUGGCCGACCAGUAAUGAUCGUGGUAGAGUAUAUGGAGAAUGGAUCCCUCGACUCCUUUUUGCGGAAGCAUGAUGGCCACUUCACUGUCAUCCAGUUGGUCGGCAUGCUGCGGGGUAUCGCAUCAGGCAUGAAGUAUCUUUCUGAUAUGGGAUAUGUUCAUCGAGACCUAGCAGCCAGAAACAUACUGGUGAACAGCAACUUAGUGUGCAAAGUCUCUGACUUCGGUCUCUCCCGAGUACUGGAAGAUGAUCCAGAAGCAGCUUAUACAACAACUGGUGGGAAAAUCCCUAUACGGUGGACAGCCCCGGAAGCUAUUGCCUACAGAAAAUUCUCUUCAGCAAGUGAUGCAUGGAGCUAUGGCAUUGUCAUGUGGGAGGUGAUGUCCUAUGGAGAGAGACCAUACUGGGAAAUGUCCAACCAGGAUGUAAUUUUGUCCAUUGAAGAAGGUUACAGACUUCCUGCUCCGAUGGGCUGCCCACCAUCCCUGCACCAGCUGAUGCUCCAUUGCUGGCAGAAAGAAAGAAACCACAGGCCAAAAUUUACUGACAUCGUCAGCUUCCUUGACAAACUGAUCCGCAAUCCCAGUGCCCUUCACACACUGGUGGAGGACAUCCUUGUAAUGCCAGAAUCCCCCGGUGAUGUUCCCGAAUAUCCAUUGUUCGUCACAGUUGGUGACUGGUUGGAUUCUAUAAAGAUGGGUCAAUACAAGAGUAACUUCAUGGCAGCAGGCUUUACAACGUUUGAUCUGAUUUCAAGAAUGAGCAUUGAUGAUAUUAGACGAAUUGGAGUCAUACUCAUUGGACAUCAGAGACGAAUAGUCAGCAGCAUACAGACUUUACGUUUACAUAUGAUGCACAUACAGGAGAAGGGAUUUCAUGUAUGAAAGUACUAUAAACACCUGUAUUUUGUGCCUCAGCAUUUCUACAAAGAAAGAUAUACCCUCUACGACUCAUUGUUCUGAUUCUCCAGACAUCCCUUCACAAUCCACAGUCUCCUCUUCAGACUAUGGCUGCACACCUUAGGUUUAUGCUUCCAUCCUGGAUUUAAGUAUCACGCUACAACAGGUCCUCUCUGAAUAGCCUGCAAAUGAAACUCUGGUCCACUGCAGAUUACCACUACAUAAUGAUAAAUAACUCAGCAUGAAUGUAUAACUUUGUAUAGAAAUGUUUGGAAAGUGUUCAUGGACUUAACCUAAAGGAAUUUGUCCAGGUGUGGCAUCUUCAAGAUGUAUGUAGAGUUUGACGAUAGAUAAGAAAGAAAUAGUUGAUCAUUCUUCCAUGUUUUGUGAUCGAGUAGCUUCCAACUUGACAUGCUUCUUUUUCGAUAGUUUUACUCAACUCUACGGGUUGUACUGUUGUUUUAUUUUUAAUACCUUAACUGUUGGUGCCUGAUGUUGUUACAACGAUUUGCAGAAACGAUCAAUGAUUCCAUAUAGUGCAUUUGUGUCAGGUGUGACUACUGUAUGAAGGGCAUUGUUGGGGAGGGAGAUGGACAAAAAUACUGUGCUUUUAAAUAUUCUAAGGCUGGGUUUGUCUAUAUUUUUAAAUUGACUUUAUAGGGUUAUACAUAUUUCAUAGUAGGUGGUUGUUUAGAGGCUUUUCCCCCCUCUAAUUUUUUACUAACUAUACUGUAUUUCUCUAGUAUGUUACAAGAAUAACCCUUGGAAAGACCAAGAGUGAGCCCAUUACUCUGAUAGUUUUCAUAGACAGAUGCAUGGAGUAUAUCUAUGGCUGUUCCCUUGGAUUCAUCUUCACAAGUUUGAAAAACAAUUAUCAAAGCGUUGAGAAAGUUAAUUGUUCACAAUGAAAAAUUUUUAAAAUAAAAGGUCUAAAAUGGUAGCCAUAGAUUAAAUUGGAAAUUAUUUAUUCAAUUUAAGAUAGCUUGCAGUGGCCUAAGGUAAUAAACACAUGGAGUUGAUUGAUAACCACUGUAUUUUCCAACUUUAACAAUUCCAAUAUUUUUGUUCACAAAAAUAAGUUACAUGAACACUCUGAAUGGUUUUCCAAAUCUUCUAAGAAAUUAGUAUGGAUAACAUAAACAUGAUAUAAAUAUAUCUCACAUUAAGCAUAUAUAUGCAUAUAUACAUAUAUAUAAUGUGUAAACCUUGGUCCAUCAUAGUAUAUAAAAAUAAGAACACAUUUGAGAUGUGUUGUCAUAAUCUUCUCUGAGGCUUGCAGCAAAAAAAAAAAAAAGCAAAUAUAUUUUUCCAAUGAAUUUGUCAGCUUAUCAAAAUAGUGCUCCUUUUAAGAUAAACUCAACCAUAAAAUCAUCUGCUCCCUGUGAAACUACAAAAAUUACCAUUGUGAUGAGUGAAGAAUAACUGGAAGAAAAAUGCAGAUCAGAUUGUCUAAAGAGGUGGAUUGAGUGAACCAAUUUUUAUUUGAUGUCAGAGACAAAGGUAUCCUCUUCACAUACACAAAUUCCUACCUAAACUUUCCUAAGAAAAGAUAAAGUUAUUUCUAUUUAAGGACCCUCACUUUUCCUUUUAUUCUUGUUUGUAAGAUUUUUUUUUCUUUUCAUAUGAGAUCCUUUUAUAUAAUUUCUUUACCUGACUCAUCUUCUUGGGUUUUUUCCCUCCUAUUGCUUAACUAUACAGAAAAAGGAAAGAAUGGAAUUCCAUCCCUUUUUAAGUAAGUGUGUCAGAAAUAGCUACUAAUAUUUUCUAGCCACCUACAUGCAUGGCCAUGUAUCACUCAUAGACUCUCUGCAGUUUGCCUGAUACAUUUACACAAAUCUGGAUACAUUUAGGGGAAAUACAAAAUUUCCAUAUUUAUCUGUCUUUAAAUAUCUAUAAAAUGAUAACAGAUGUAAACAGAUGAUUAAAUUUAUUAAUCAUAUAUAUUUAUUUUUAUAAUACAACAAAAGGUAUUUAGAAAAAUAAGAAAUAGAAUAAUAUGGUCCAUCAUAGGACUCUGUCUGCAGCAUCUGUAUGCCUUGAUAUAAAUUCUAUAAUAGUAUUUAAAAUUCUGUGGAAUUUACAUUCAGUGAUGGCAAGAUUAAAAAUCUGUUAACAUUCUUCUUUUAAAAGUCUGAUGAUGCAAUUCUAUUUCUAUUUAAUUUGCAUUUCUAUGUCUUUCCUGAUUUAUUACAAAAUUCUCUUUCUACUCUCUAUCUCCAUAUCUUCUUCCAAGUUUUAUAAAAUUACAUUUUUAAUUUACCAAGCUAUGCGCAUGAUAAUGUUAAGUGUAAUUAUGAACUUCAUUAUAAACAGAACAAGGCAGAAGUAUGUGCAAAAUUAAACAGAAAUAUUAAAUUAUAAGAAUAUCUAUUUCAUUGCUGCCUAAUGGUCAUGCACCCUAUGAUUCAAGAGGAAUUAAGAUCUGGGGAUAUGAAUGGUUAAAACACCAAAUGCAGUUGGCAAUAUAACAAGAAACAAUCUGAGAUUUCUUUGGUGCCUACGAUCAAUAACAAGUAUAAGACAAAAUAAGCUAAUGACUUUCAUAAUUACAGUUAGGAAUAACUUCUUAUAUCUAGAAUAUGCAUAUACAUUAUGUACUUGCUUUUAAAAAAUCUUAGUCAAUUCUAAUGAGUGAGUUCUUAGAAUUUUGAAAAUCAGACCGUGUAAAUUUUUUAUUUUCUCAAAGUCAACUUCUGGUCUAUAGCCAAAAAAAUGUACAAUGAAGAAUGAAGGUGGUGUAUUUAAAUCAUUCAGCUAAAAAAUAUCUGAAAUGAUGACAGUGUAGCAGGAAGGAAGAAUUACAGAAAAUUUGCAAAGUUUCUCUGGAACUGCUGAUAAAUGUGUUGUGCAUGCUAUAAUCACAGAUUUAUUACACUGUGUAUCACUUCUUAAAAUCUACCCAGCUACAAACUGAAUAAGGCAGCAUUCCAAUCAUAACUCUAAAGCCUCACAUAGCCCAUAAUAGAAAAAAAGUGAAAUUUAAUCUGUGAAAAGUUAAGUUUUUAUAAAGCUCUCUAUGGCAUUGAUAGUGAAGAGGAAAUUGCAUAACAUCCAACCUGUGUUCUAAACGUCUGCUUUGAUACCUUUCUCUAUUAAAUUUAUGCUCUGGGAGAAAAUCAGUUAAACUCUCAACUCAAGAUUUUUACCAGUAUUGCCUUUUUUUAUUCCUUUAUUAAAUUUUUCAGCCCUCUCCAUUUUUUGUUUAAAUCCCCUCUUCAAUCUCCUUCUGUUUCAGGUUCUAUCAAUACACUCAUUAUAUCAGCACAGUGAAGCAGAGCACGUCUAAAAAUGCCUUGUAAGUUUCCAUAGAAGGGGCAGGAUGGCAGGGCAGGUUGGAAAAAAGUAUACUUUUAACAUGUUAGGUCUCAGCAUACAAAUGGGAGCCCUUCAAGUUAGAAGCUGUGAGCUCUGACUUUGCUUAACAGAAAACUACGCACAAAGGGAGGAAAUUCAAAAUAGAUUGUUCCUUCACCUUCGGUGAGCUAAGUCUAAUACUAAUUGAAAAGAAAUUAGUAUUUUAAUAAUCCACUGUUAACUUAUAGGGGAUCCGUGUUUUUAUACAUAAAAGAGAUUUAAAGCCGAUAGAAGCAUGAUCCUAAUUAGUCUUAAUAAUAAAAACCUAGAGUCAGUUAUCAGGGUAAAAGCUGAAAGAUCAGAGAAGCAAAGGAGCAGCAGCCACAGUCACCUCUUACCUCUCCAACUCCUCAGACUGGAAAGGGCAGAGCUCCUGUGUCUGCCCCGCCUUAUCACUUCCUCUCUCUGCCCAGCCAUAUCGCUUCCUGUCUCCUGUUUCUACAGACCUCCAGACCUUUAUGGUUGACUAGUGACUAGCUCCAACUUCUGAUUUUCAGGCAAGCUUUAUUUGUCAGAACACAAACAAAGUAUCACCACAGCAGAUAUAUCAGUUCUUAUAUUAUUAUCUCCUUAACUUUCACAACUACAUGAAAUUUCAUGUAGUCAGAUAAACUCUUACUCAUAAUUAAUCAAAACAUAUUUGAUACUUUUUUUAAACAGUAGAGAAGUAUACUGGUUACAACUGGGGAUGUUCAUUUGUCCUUCACAUGUUCAAGUCAUAUAACUUUUCCAUUUUAUGAUCAACAUUUCCAACAUACUUUCUGAUUUUUAUAAUGUUCAGAAAGGUAUAGGUUUUAUUUACUGUAGUUGAACAAAACAACAUGCCUCCCAUACACAUUAUUUUUUCACAAAAAUGAAUUUAAGUAUGCUGUUAUUGGCUACUAUUAAUCCCUGAGUUUAAAUUUUAGAGAUUGGAGCCUCUUUGCAGUUUACUAUGGUGACUCUGUCAUGGGGGAUUGGAUCUUGCUAUAGAAUAAAACUAAACAAACAGGAGCUAGUCAAGUGUGAAGUGCAUUUUCAAUUCCUGUUAGAAAGAUGUAUUUUGAAUCUUGGAAUCUCUUAAAAUUCUUCUCAAACAUCCAUUACUCUGUUUGGUAGAGGGAAUCAAUCAUACUUGUGUGUUCUCUAAGAUACUCUCAUCAGAAGUCAGUCCAUAUAUGAAAUCAUUCUUCAGAUAGCCUAUAAAAACAUCAUUUUUUUCAAACCAAACCUGAAAGUAAUCUUUCACCUGAGCUAAUUUUUCUAGCAGAUGUAAUGUAUGCACUUCAAAGCUUGUACAAAAUCCUUUCCGACAGGAUCCAUUAACCAGGGAAAGAAGUGAUUACCCAUGACUAGAAUGAACAGAGCCAAAGGGAAGAAAAACCUCAUGUUGCAUAAAAAUAUAUUGCGAAUUCCUCUCACUGUUCCCUUUAAAAAUCAAGACUUUAGGCAGAUGUUUUAAAGAUUUAUUAGAAAAACAGUAGGGUUUUGUUAUACAGAGAUCUGACAUGAUACAUAUGUCUCCUGGGAAACAGAAAGUUGGAAAGGUCUAGAAGUCACAGGUUGUCUAGAUGUAAUUGAACUAACCUCUUUUACUGACUAGUACUUAGAUUCAAAUUAUCAAUAGGUCAAAUUAUUUUGAAACUUUUUAUUGAGUUAUAUAUAUAAAAGCUUGAGUUCUUUGCCCUUGGAUCAGGUGUUUUUUAUUUGGUUGGCAGAUUUCUCUUUUGAAAUCACAGAAUGUAACUAAAAGUUUAGCUUUUCAAGUUACUGCAUUUAAAAUGAAACAAGUAAGUUAAGAGAACUUCAAUGUCUAAGGGAGGUAAAGGACUUCUAAAUAAACCAGUUUUUCCAAAAGAAUCUGACAACUACAAUACUUGUGCAUCUCAGUGAUAUCAAGUCACUCCUACUUUAUAAUAAAUAACACUUUCCUAAUAAAAGCAAUUUUUAUAGCGAAAACAAAGCAAUGUCCUUUCUUAAAUUGCUAUACUCAUUAGUCACACUGCCAUCUUUUCUUCAAAAAAAGAAUCUUUGAUUUGUUUCAUAUUAAGAGAAAUUUUCAAAGGAUAAUUCUCCUACUCUUAUGUACAACCAAUUUUUUUAAGAAUAUCAGAGCCACUAAAGAAAUAGUACCAGUCAUAAAACAGGAUAAAGGAUAACACAAUACAGAGAGUUGUGCAUACUAUGAAGUAUGCACAUCCAUCCCUAGGGCAAAUUGUUUCCAGUUUUGUAUUAUCAAAUAAGGUAUAGGUUAACCAUACAUUUAUCCCACAAGUUGUAAAUUCAACAAGUAUUUAUUCUAUUAAUGAUACUCUCUCAAGUAACAUAUCUGUCCUUUUCCAUGUUUCUAUAUCAUACUUAUCUUCUAGUGGUCUUUAAUUUGCCACAAUCGAAUUCUAGUUGGUGUGUUAUCAAACCAAAUAGAAAAUCAGAAUAACAAAAAGUGGAUAAUAAUGCUACUAAGGGAUCCCUACUCAGUUGGCAUCAGGAUCUCCAUGUCAAUAGUCCUCACUGAAAGGAAGAUCCAAUGUUGUCUCCACAUACUAUGUGAUUAUAAAGAAAACUCUAGGGACAUAAGAAUCAUUGUUUUUCAUAUAUCAUGUUCAGAUUUUAUAUUUAGUCAUAAUUGUUUUCAUGAGUUAAACAUGAACUUAAGUACAAAGCAAUAUUGAUAUAAACCUUAUUGUUUGUGUUUUUUGUGCUGGUGAUAAGCCUAAGGCCUUGUCACAGGGUAGUACCAGAGUUACUCCUCCAGCUGAUGCCAGCAUUUCAGUACAAGUCUGUUCAUAUCUUGUGUUCCUACACAAGACACUCUUCUGUUUUUUCCCUUCCAGAAAGAGCCAAUAUCAUUUUAAGUGUUUGAAAUCAUGACAUAUGGCGUGAAAAAAAAUAAGCCAGAUCCUAAAAACAAACCACAAAUUUCCAAGGUUUUAUCUGGAAUGCUCUGUUGCUUCUGGGGUGUCAUAAAUCUUUUCUACAUUGAAUUAUUUGUAGAAUUAGCUGUUUGUGUUUUAGACAGAACUUGCUUUAACAUAUUUUUCAUUUAAACACAUCUUCAUUCAAUCUGAAAGGAUGAAACACUAUUAAUUCUAUUGUCUCAAAUUGACAGGGAAAGUAAUAUUCUCUCUUCAUAAUCCUGAACUAUAGAUAUUAUCAAAUCCAUGAUGAAAUUUUAACUGGGCAUGCUUUGUUGUCAUAUAUUUGUUUUCCUUUACUGAAUCUACUUAAAAUAACGUCUUUAGAAACUCUAAGAAAAUAAAAACGAGUAGCCACGCACUUGCUAGGGAAUUUGUAAAUGAAUGAGCUACUUUCCCAUCAAAGUGGUUCAUAUGAUUAUUGUUAAAACCAAAUUGUUCUCAUACUCACUGAUAUAUUAUCUAAAAAUAUCAUUGCCAUAUACACUUAAAGUAUUGUUGAGACAAUGGUGAAUAUUACUGACAAUAAAUGAAUAAUGAAGCUUUUAAAUUUUUUUGCAAUAUAUGGAAAGCAAAGUUUAAUGUAUAUAAAUGUUUUUCAUUGGAGUUUUUAAUUUAAUGUGUUUUCUCUUCCUGUGCUAUAUAUAGUUCUUCAAGGAAAAUCAUAUUAAUAUAUUGAUACUAUGCAAAACUCUCAUUUUCUUUUUAUAAAAACAUGGAGCUGUUGUUCAAUUUUAUUGUUUUUAAUUAAUCCUUUGAGAGUGGGAAAAUAUAAAUAAAACCUGAAAUGGGAGCAUUUUAGGGGAAGAGGGGCACAACAUUAGAUCAGUAGUAACAAAAAUGAAUGUGAGGAACACUUGAUUUUAAGGGUCAUGAAUGUGUUUUAUUUUGGAUAUCAUACUAAUUAUUUCACUAAUAUCAUUUCCCCUCAGAUUGUGACAUUGAAAACCUGUAUGUAGAAAAUAAAUGCCUUUAGGAGAUUUUUUUCCAUUAACUUAGUUUUCAUUUUGCGUGCAAGGAAAAUACCAAUAGUUUAAAUUUUGUUUUUGAAAGAGUGAGCUAUACUUGUAAUAACAGCAUACAUGAAAGAUCAGAAGCAUGUCAUUAAUUAUAACUUUAAUACAGAAUAUUACAGAACAAAAGGUAGUAAAAAGAGUAGCUUAUGAUAAAGGGGUUACUUCAUUUAAAAAGAAAACUAUUAAAAAAGAAUCAGUUAACAUUCUGUCAUGUUGUUCUCACUUUUAAUUUUGAAAUAGAUGAAUUUUGAGGGUGUGAAUAUAUAAUGUGAAUAAUUCUACUCAUUUUUGUGAAUAUAUAUAUUGACAUUAAAAUAGAAAAAAUAUCUUAUGAAAACACUGAAAUUAAACAACUUUUUAAAAUACUAGAAGGCUAUGGCCAUAUCUGAACAUUCUUGUAGUAAUGCUUUUGAUUUCUAAGAAACAUAGGCAAAAGAUUUUUGAACUCAUAGUUCAUUAAAUGUGACUCUCAAAAUAUUUUAUAUGUGUUAAUGAAUUAUCCAAUUCAUAGAUUUUUUUAAACUUAUCAUUAAAUUUGAAACAGUAUCUAAAAGAUACUGAAGAGAUGCUGUGAAAGGGUUUACAAUCAACAUAAUUUUAAGCAGUUAUAUGUAUUUUACACAAUAUUAAAUGUUUUUAAAUGCAAUAUCUUCAUAUAAAUUUUAUGUGACACUUUGGUUUUUAUGUGCCACCUUAAAACUCUAAAUGAUUAUAUUCUUUAUUUCCCUAGUUGCUUUCAGAGCCACUCCUAGAAGUUUGGAGUUUGUUUUCUUUUGCCCAUUUUUGGAAAUAGAGUCUCACUUUGUGGCCCAGGCUGGCCUCAGUAUCCUCUCCCCUCUGUCACUGGGUGCUGAAAGUCCAGAGUUGUGUACCUGGACUGUAGUCUCAUGUUAUAUAUUUUCAUUCAAUCACAUAAUAUUAGUAACUUUCCAAUUCUCUUAGCUAGAAUUUCUUCUUCUUUUUUCAAAGAAUUCUUUUAUCUCAUACUAUUCAGAUAUCCUAUAAGGUCAGCUAGAAAAAGCAAAUUGUUUUACUUUCUCAACAAGAGAAACACAAAAAAGAGGUUCACAACAAACUUAGUGAAUUUAGGAUAAUAAUGUUUAAUUUUUCUAGUCAUUUUUUAUUUGAUGUUUAAGAUUUCACUGAAUACGAUGUUCAAACAAAAGCAAAUAACUAUUCCAUUUUAUAUAAUCUAUUUGUUUUCUUCCAAGUCUCCAAAACCUUCUGAAAAAAAAUAUAAUAUUCCAUUUUCCUAUUUUACAACCUUAACCACUUUGCAUUAAAUAUAGAAGUAUCUAUAAUUUAAUGUAUAUGACCAGAAUAGCAUGAUUUGCCUAAUUUUAUCCUAUUUAUAUUAUGUGAUAUUUAAAACAACAACAAAAUAAAGCAAAUCAUGUGAGUUUACUGGCCCAAACCUGUAAAAUUCCUCAACUUUAAAAUAAGUAUAUACGCUUACAUAAAAUUUACUUUGAAUAUGUUUAUUAUAAAUACAGACAUCCAACAAAAGCACUAAGGGUUAGUGAUGACCAAGACAAGCAAGGUCCGAGAUUCUGAAAUUGACAUUUUAGUAGUAAAGACAAACAACAGCCAUGCGUUAUACUCAUAAUCAUGUUACAUACACAUUACAGUUACAAGUGACUGUGACUUCACAGUAAGUGGUAAAAUAAAUUGGUACUGAUAUGAUUUUAAACUGCAAUCCAGAAAACUGGAAGGAACAUCCAUGAGAGGAGCAAGAACAAAGUUAUAAGUAAGGGAGUAGCUAACAGUUGGGAAUUUGGAGUGUACGAGAAUAUAGAGAGUGAUACAUAGUAGUGAGGAAAAUGGAGAAUCAAAGAGCAUGAACAAGGCUGCGGUGAUUUAGAAAAAAGUGGUAGCUCUUGGGAGAUGCUAAAGACAGAGACAAGUGGAACAGUUUUGGAUGAUUUCAAACCAGGUUUACUCAUCAGUAGUUGGGAUUGGGAUUGAGAAUGAGGGAUGAAGAAGACAGAAAAACCAAAACUAAAUUUGCAUUUGGGGAAGCAGCAAUUGAUUGAAUGGCAGUGAAAUAGGAGCUUUGGAGGGGAAAAUCAAUUUUGGCUUUGGCUAUAUGAUGUCAGAAAUAAACAGCAGCUAUUCAAGUGGAACUAUAUGUAGGCAGCUAUAGUCUUAGAGAUAGCUCAGCAGUAGACUGUUUUACUUGCAAGAUUGAUGACAUGAGUUUAAGCCCAGGAAUCAUCAUUUAAAAAACCUAACAUCAUGGCACUCUUGUAAUUCCACAGCUGGUAGAUGUAGACAAGAAGAUCCCUGAGGCUUGCUGGUCAGCCAGUUUAGCUGUAAGUUCGAUGUCAGUGAAAGACCUGACUCAACAUAAUGGUGGACAGCAACUAAGGACACUCAAAUUUGUCAUCUGGCCUCUACAUGUACAGGCACACACGAGCGUGCACAUACACACAGUUGUAAACAGUUGUAUCUGAGACUUCAAAAGAGCUAUUAAGACUGGAGAUCAGAAUUGAAAUUCAUUAGUCUAUAUAUCAGUGUUUACAUUUUAAAACCAAGAAUAACCCUGUACAAUAGAUAAAAAAAUAUGCCUGGGAUUGAGCUUUAAAAAAAAAAUCCAGUGCUUAGGGGUUAGGCAGAGAACAAGAAGUUAAUAAUGUAAACCAAGAAGUAAAAGGUAAGGUACAGAAAAGAGAAAUGUAGUUGAGUGGGUGCUUUUAAGUCAAGAUCAGGGCUAGAGAGAUGGCUUAACAGUGUGUACUUGCAGAGGACCUGAGUUUGGUUUUAGCACCUACAUGCAGGAGCUUAAAACAGUCGCCCAUCAUUGUAGCUCCAGAGGAUCUAUGCCCUCUUCCGGCCUCUAGGGCAUUCCCACACAUGUGCACAUACACAGAGACACAUACAUACAAAGUUAAAAAUAAUAGAAAUAAGUCUAAAAGAAAAGAAAAGAAAAAAAAGUCAAGAUCACACCAAAGUAAUGGUCAUUGGACAUGACAACUUUGUCCAGAAUGCUCCUUGAAGUCCUUACUGAGGGCAGUCUCUAUGAAACAGUGAAGUGAAAGCCUGCCUGGAAUAGACUGAGAAAUACAAAAUGGAAUCAGAAUCUGUAAACAAGUCUUCAGAAGUAUUUGUUGUGACAGAAGCCAAGAAAAAAUAGGCCUGUAGCAAAGGAGCUCGGGUCAAGAGAGUUCUGGGUUUUGUGUUUUAUUUUGUUUAGAGGAAGGAUGCUAAAGCAUAUUUGCAUACUAAUGAGAGUGAUUUGGCAGAGUGGAAACUGAUUAUGCAGGAGAGAAGGUAAUUACAGAAAAAGGCUGAAGAGGUAGAAGGUUUGUUGGUAUUCACGCUAAGUAUAAAGGUUACUUUGAAAAGGAACAGGUACAAGGAACUCCAGUGCAAGGGAAAAGAUUAUGCACUAUGCAGAUAAACUGAUAGAUCUGUGGUAGAAAGGCAAAAACAUUGCUUUGUGAGUAGUUUGAUUUGAGCAAGAAAAGUCAAUGUUGGGGUUGGGAAGGAAGUGUAGGAUAGUUACAUAUAUAUAUAUAUAUAUAUAUAUAUAUAUAUAUAAUUUGCAUACACAUUUGAUGGGACUUUAUGUAUAAUAAAUAGUGAGGAAAACAUAAACUAUCUCAAAGGCAUCUUCAUCAAAUAUCAGUUUUAAGAUAACUUAUUAGAAGACCUGACACUUUGUUUUUCAAGGACUGGAAUGAGUCUUCUCUGUCCAUAUUGUAGAGAUUGAGGAUUUCUCAAGGGUAUGAGUAUUACUUCUGUUUCCUUACUUAUGUUUGCCUGUGACAGAGAAUAUGGCAGAAACAUUUGGUACAUAUUCUACUUUAAAAGCUAUGAAAAUUAAAAUUAGUCUUGAAAGAGGUAUAGUAUUUAUUUGGCCUGUCAAUAUUCUCAAAUCCUAUUUUGGAGGGGUUUCCGUACCCAUCCAAAUUUUAAAAAGAAAUAAAGUAGGUGAGCAGAUGUUAAUAUUCUAAGAUAAAUUGCUUUUGCUUUUGUUCCACAUAGAAAACACUCAAAUAUUUUGCCAUUUAGAAGUACAUGGGCAAUAUAAGGUUGUUUUGUUCAUUGUUCCACUCAACUUAACAGACAGGAUUUUUUUUUCUUAAACAGUGCUUGGUGCUUCAUUUCUGGAUAAGCUGUAUCUGAUGUGUGGGAAUUUAAAGAUGCAUAUUGCUUCUUUGGGCUUUAUGUGAAAUUAGAUUGUGACUAAUGGGAUUAGAUUGUUCUCCAGAUUUUUGCUGUUCUAGCAUAACCAAAAUAUAUAUAAGUAUACAUGUAAAUGUUUAUCUGCUUAAACACUUUAGAUAUUUAAAUGGCCACCUCAAAUUUUAAAUGGUAGACAUUUUCAAUGCACUCAAAAUAUUAAGAAUGAAAGUCUUUGUGACACAAACCCUAAAAAAAAUAGUAAAUUAUGUAUUUCUUUUUUUAUUGUUUUCUUGAGACAGGGUUUCUCUGUGUGACAGUCCUAGCUGUCCUGAAACUCAUUUUGUAGCCCAGGCUGGCCUCAAACUCACAGAGAGUGUGCCUCUCUCUGCCUCCCGAGUACUGGGAUUAAAGGUGUACACCACCGCCGCCUAGCUAGUGUAUUUCUAUAAAAUACCUAGAUAACAUCUGUCUAGAAGAACUUAUUUAAUCUCUCACAGAGAUUAUAUCUGACUAAUCAAAAACUACAGUCAUAAUAUUUUCCUUCCACAAGUUAAAGACUUUCAAUGUCUUUCUUUGUAAACUGACCUGAAGCUAUUAAUCAUCAAAUGUGAGCAUUAUAGCCAUCUAUUCUUGCAAGAGAGUAUGUAUCUGUUUAUGACAAUGAGGAAGAAUAGCACCACAUGAUGUUUUCUCAGUUUGGAAUCAUAUCACUAUUUAGGGCAUAUGUUUCCUCCCAAGUUGUUUAUACAAUCUGUUUUCUUCUUAGUUGUAAUUAUUAUAUGGUAGAGACACAAAUGCAGCAAAAUGGUGUUACUCAAACUGCAAUCCCACCUACUACCUACUUGACCAUAGUAGAGGAGUAGUCCAGAUUGAUUGGAAAGUGGUACUAUUUUCAUCUUAUAAAAAUCUACUAUAAUAUUCAUGUAAAUUUUCAUGUGCUGGCAUGCAUACAAGUUAAUAGUGUUAUAGAAUGUCCAGCUCUCAAUAUGAGGGAUUGUUUAUGGUAAAUUGCAUUAUGUAUGUCAUCUAUUUGCUGAAAGAAUAUGGUGUUUAGCAAAACAACCUGCUGAGCAACAUAGUAAGAUUUUUGUACAAAGUACAAAUUGCUAAUUACUGUAUUUUAUUUUUCUAUGAUUUCCUAAAAGGCAUUAUCAGGGUCUUACAGAUGGAGAAAGCCUGUUUAUUAAAAUAUCUAUUACCAAAUAAAAGUUACAGUUUUGGUGGUUGAA
Molecule: messenger RNA, 17407 nt
Organism: Peromyscus californicus insignis
Lineage: Eukaryota; Metazoa; Chordata; Mammalia; Rodentia; Cricetidae
Gene: Epha6
Product: EPH receptor A6
Exons: 18
Coding region: 1379-4771 (1130 amino acids)
Biological process (GO): cell surface receptor protein tyrosine kinase signaling pathway; protein phosphorylation; axon guidance
Cellular component (GO): plasma membrane; neuron projection
Molecular function (GO): ATP binding; transmembrane-ephrin receptor activity; protein binding
Source: RefSeq, a predicted model, not a curated record